Molecule: messenger RNA, 1914 nt
Organism: Acanthamoeba castellanii str. Neff
Lineage: Eukaryota; Discosea; Longamoebia; Acanthamoebidae
Product: endonuclease III, putative
Exons: 12
Coding region: 1-1914 (637 amino acids)
Biological process (GO): negative regulation of transcription elongation by RNA polymerase II
Cellular component (GO): NELF complex; nucleus
Molecular function (GO): RNA binding
Source: RefSeq, a predicted model, not a curated record
AUGGAUGAGAUUGAUGAACUGGGUCGCGUGCUCGAAGAGUGCGUUGCUGCUUUCAAGCAGAAAGAUUCGAUCAUGGAAGUGGGCGUGCUGCACGAGACCAAGAAGUUCCUUGCCUCUGGCGGCACACCUCAGACGGUGGUUCACCUCUUGGCAGAAAACUACCGAGGCUAUGCAGAAAUGGUGAAUCUUAUGUCAUCGUGGCUGGUGGCAUCGGGCCUCAGCGCUGAUGAAGUGAGCGAAAUCGUCAAAGAGAAGCUUAAGGACAUCCUCAUGGAGAAGUUUUCGCCCUCGCAAGCCGAUUCAAUCUUUGCCGAGAUGCAGUCGGCACCACACUGGCUCGACGUAAUGAUCGAGCACCCUGAAUGGCGUGCUCUCAUCUACCGCUUGUCAGAAGUGCAUCCGAGCUGUCUGAUGUUGAACUUUGCCAUCCAGCGGAUAUCCGACGCCGGCCAUCAGACCGAAAUCGCGUCGCUCGCCACGGCCUCCACCAACUUCGGGGUCUUCAACCGCGUGCUCAGCCACUCCCUCCUCCAGCUCGCCGAAAAGGACGAGUCCUCUCUUCCCUCCCUCCUCCCCGACUUCAAGAAGAUGUGCGGACACAGCCAGCACACCUACCUCUACACUCAGGCUGUGUUGGCGCACCUGGUGCGCGACAGAGCGGGCUACCACGUCAAGAGGCUCGCGCAGGAGCUGACCAACAGCACCAUCGAGCACGGCCAGGUGGGGCGCAAACUCAGCUACCUGCUCUCCGACUCGCACCGAUUCCCCAACAUCGCCGAAGCCCUCCUCGCCAUGCUCUCCUCCAACGCCACAAACCCUGCUGACGUCAUCAAGCUGCACAAAGAGUACAUUAAGCCCGACCCGCCAUCGGUGGAGUUCCUGCGGGAUCCCAACAUCCUGGAGCUGUUCAUCCGGGACAUGUUCAGCCCUGCGCGCUCCAUCAGCCCCAACUACAUCCUCAAAUACUUCUUUGUCCUCGCCUACGCCGCCUCCGUGCGAGACGACCGAAUCUUCGGGGGCAAGCUGGACAAGGAGAUGCUGACGCCCACGAUGAGCGCCCUGAAGGCCGUCCAGCCCAUCUGCCAGGGCAACACCCUGGGCUCGGAGCUGCAGGCCGCCGCCCACGACCUUCGCACCAACCUCUCCUACCCGGUGGUCGCCAUGGGCAUCAUUCACUGGAUUCGAACAAACCUCACCGACCCGGCGUAUUAUGUGACAUCAAUCAAGACCGUGCGAACGCCCUUCUAUCUGGAGCUGCUACGGGAGAUCGCCUACAAGCACCCGUUCCAGGAAUGCUUCACGAUCGACUACGAUCUGGACGCCCUCGCUGCCGUGGAGCUGCGGAAGGAGCUGCUCGAGAACAUGCUCUACCUGAUGCGAUGCGGGCACAUUAUGCCGGUGCUCGAGUACGUCCUUGGCUGGCCCAAGACCGUAGACCAGGGCCUCCUCCGACACUUUGUCGCGCAGGUGUUGAGCAUGAUCGAGCCGCCCUACUCGGCCGGAUUCCUCCGGAUGCUGCUGCGCAUUGUACAUGUCAACACCGAGGCCUUCCGGACGGCCUCGGCCGAUAGCGCCACCCUCCACGAAACCCUCAACCUCUUCAUCGAGGAGUGCGAGGAGAAGGCGAUGGACUACGGAUUCACGAGUGCGGGCGACAGGGAGCUGCUGCGCCAGCUCCAGCCCGAGUUCCGCGGCACCAGCCAGGGCGCGCCACCAACCCCGACGGCUGCCUCCUCCUCCUCCUCUUCCUCUUCUUCUUCUUCUUCUUCUUCCCUCUCAUCCUCCCAAUCCUCCGCCUCUACUUUCUCCUCCGCCCAGCAGCAGUCCCAGGGGGCCGGGGUGCCCACCAAGCUCAAGAUCAAGCUCAGCGGCGACCACCACCUCACCCACUCGCACGACGGCGCCAGGAAGUAA